Molecule: messenger RNA, 1368 nt
Organism: Sparassis crispa
Lineage: Eukaryota; Fungi; Basidiomycota; Agaricomycetes; Polyporales; Sparassidaceae
Product: 26S proteasome regulatory subunit 7 homolog
Exons: 12
Coding region: 1-1368 (455 amino acids)
Biological process (GO): proteasome-mediated ubiquitin-dependent protein catabolic process
Cellular component (GO): proteasome regulatory particle, base subcomplex
Molecular function (GO): ATP binding; proteasome-activating activity; ATP hydrolysis activity
Source: RefSeq, a predicted model, not a curated record
AUGCCGCCAAAAGAGAACUGGGAUAAGUGGGAGAAGAAGGUUAAUGACAAAGAGGAGAAGGAGAUCAAGGCUCUUGACGAUAGUGAUAUCCAAAUUCUCAAGACAUACGGCCAAGGUCCAUAUGCGGCACGGCUGAAGCAAAUUGAUAAGGACAUCCAGGAAGUCCGUAAACGCAUCAACGAGAAACUUGGCGUCAAGGAGUCUGACACGGGACUCGCGUCGCCCAACCUCUGGGAUCUUCCUGCAGACCGGCAACGCAUGGGCGAAGAGCACCCAUUGCAGGUCGCUCGUUGUACCAAGAUAAUUCCUGUCGAUCCCACAGCGGCUGAGGCUGCUCGAGCGGUAAACCCUCAGGGUGCCAUGCAGGGUCAGAAGGGUGCAGACGAGCAGGACAAAUAUGUCAUCAAUAUUAAACAAAUCGCGAAGUUCGUGGUCGGUCUCGGAGAUAGAGUUGCGCCAACAGAUAUUGAAGAAGGCAUGCGAGUAGGUGUGGACCGCAACAAGUACCAGAUCCAAAUACCUUUACCUCCGAAGAUCGACGCUUCUGUCACCAUGAUGCAAGUUGAGGAGAAGCCUGACGUGACGUACUCUGAUGUCGGUGGUUGCAAAGAGCAGAUUGAAAAACUACGAGAGGUUGUCGAGACGCCGCUGCUCUCACCCGAGCGCUUUGUGAAACUCGGUAUCGAUCCGCCAAAGGGUGUUCUUCUCUUUGGUCCACCAGGAACAGGCAAGACUCUCUGUGCACGUGCUGUCGCGAACCGGACAGAUGCCACUUUCAUCCGCGUCAUAGGCUCCGAGUUGGUGCAGAAGUAUGUCGGUGAGGGUGCGCGUAUGGUGCGGGAGCUGUUCGAGAUGGCGCGAAGCAAGAAGGCUUGCAUCAUUUUCUUCGACGAGGUCGACGCAAUUGGUGGUGCGCGGUUUGACGAUGGCGCGGGAGGCGAUAACGAGGUACAGCGGACCAUGUUGGAGCUCAUCAACCAGCUCGAUGGAUUUGAUCCAAGAGGAAACAUCAAAGUGCUCAUGGCGACUAAUCGACCCGAUACACUGGACCCUGCUCUGCUUCGUCCAGGGCGAUUGGAUAGACGGGUAGAGUUUUCUCUUCCGGACAACGAGGGUCGUACACAGAUUCUUCGGAUACAUGCAAGGAGUAUGAGCGUGGAGAGGGACAUCCGGUUUGACCUCAUCGCUCGUCUCUGUCCAAACACUACAGGCGCUGAGCUGCGAUCUGUUGCGACGGAGGCUGGCAUGUUCGCGAUCCGUGCGCGACGGAAAGUCACCACCGAACGUGACUUCCUGGAUGCGGUCGAGAAGGUCGUGCGGCAAGGCACAAAGUUCUCUAGCACGCCUUUGUACCAGGUGUAUAAUUAG